AUGGGCUACGCAGCAAAGCCUAUCGACAUAGACACCGACCAUUCUGGGUUAAACAAGUUCAGCAAUCAUGAAGACCCUGGGUACCGUGCAAUCAAAAAGGCCAUAGAGGAGCUCAGAGAACCGUCUCUCAUCGAGCAAGCUGAUGCCUACAUACGCAAAGAGCACUGUACCGAGGAGAAGCUCGAGAUUGAGCGGCUUUCCGGGGAUCCUUUGCGAAUGGACCAAUGCUAUAUCAAUCUUGCGCUUGUGGAGCUGCAACGGGCAGACAGCUCGGAGCGCAGAUCUGAAGAGCCAGCGCUACAGUCUUCACCAUUCUCCCUGUCUGAUCGGCUGAAAAUUGGAACUCCGCACAAGGACCUCCAGGUAGAGCUAGCGAAGCUCUUCGCGUCGCGCAAACUGCCCGACGGCCGCACGAAAGAGCCGAGAAGAAUACUGAUUCGAGGCCGUGCUGGAGUUGGGAAGACCACCCUAUGCAAGAAGAUUGUCCACAGCUACAUCCACGAAAGCAUGUGGCGAGGCUUGUUUCGUCGCGUGGUCUGGAUACGACUGCGGGAACUAAAGGGUUUGUCUGACAGGGAAUAUAACCUUGGUGGAAUAUUCGAGCAUGUCUUCUUUCGGCAACACGCAGGCGACGAUUGUCUCCACACUGAGUUGUCGAAGCAUUUGGAGAGCACGAAUUCACAGGACACCCUCUUUCUUCUAGACGGUCUGGACGAGGUCACUGAACUUGUCAUGGAGCAUAAACACGGAAAGCCUCAUUCGGGGCACAAGUUCCUCAUAGGACUGUUGAACAGACCCAACGUCAUCAUCACGACUCGGCCGCAUACCACACUCCCCUCUCAAUUUCAACGGCCUGAUCUCGAGCUGGACACCAUCGGUUUCUACCCAGACCAAGUACAGAAAUAUAUCGAAACAGUCAUGAAGAAAAAUCCCACGAAUGCUAAGGCUAUCCAGUCGUACCUUCAGAAGAAUCGCUUUAUGCAGAGCCUCGUCCGAAUUCCGAUUCAGCUGGACGCACUCUGCUACACAUGGAACCCCACCUCCAAGGCUAUCCGGGAGACAAUGACUGCCGUCUACGAAGACAUCACACAACAGCUGUGGAGCAAGGACAUCGAGCGACUCGAAAAGUCAUCAAUGGUCGGACUUAGGAAUCCGGCGGAAACAAAGAAUGCCGUCUUAGGCGAAAUCGGGAUUCUUGAAUACAUGGCCUUCAGUGGGAUAUGCAGCAACAUCAUCGAGUUCCAGCCGGUUCAUCGUAAUGCUCUAUACCAGCAUGUCAAGCAGCAUAACCCUAAGUGGACUCUCGAUGAGACAUUUGGACGUCUAUCAUUCCUACGAACAUCCGAUCCCUCGGCACAACAUUCUCACCAGAGUUUCCACUUCAUACAUCUCACUUUCCACGAGUUCUUUGCAGCGAAAUAUUUUGUACAAAGAUGGAAGGAUGGCAACAACCUCAAAUACAUAGACUUCAGCCUCAGGGACACUGGACAUUCAAAGGACAUUUCUCCUAUCACUUUCCUUCAACAACACAAGUAUAGCGCACGUUACGACAUCUUCUGGCGCUUCGUUGCUGGACUGUUGGAUAACGAAGGGAAAGACGAGUCAACUCGCUUCUUCGAGGCAAUUGAGCGAAAGCCGGUCGACCUCCUGGGGCCCACGCACCAGCGGCUGGUCAUGCAUUGCUUGAGCGAGGCUGUUUCCUUGCCAGCCGGGAUUCGGUCGAAUAGGGAGAAACGACUGAAGGAAUGGGUUCUAUUCGAAAUCGACUUCAAAAAAUCAUCAACCUUCACGAGUGAAUCAGAGCUUCCAGACGAAGUUCUGCAAGGUGCCUUAUCCGCUUCUCGAAACAAACGCGCCAUUUUAGACAGUCUGCAAUACUCUGGGAGAUAUAUGUCAGAGACAACCAUGACUGCCCUUGUGGAACUCUUCAAGGACGAGGACGGCUACGUACGAUAUUCCGCCGCUUCAGCUCUAGGCAAGCAGUCGACCCUUUCAGAGACGACGAUGACUGCUCUUGUGGAACUCCUGAAGGACAAGGACCGCUACGUACGAACAUCUGCCGCUAGAGCUCUAAGCAAGCAGUCGACCCUUUCAGAGAAGACGAUAACUGCUCUUAUGGAACUCUUCAAGGACGAGCACAGCCACGUACGAGAGUCCGCCGCUGAAGCACUAGGCAACCAGUCGACCGUUUCAGAGAAGACGAUAACUGCUCUUAUGGAACUCUUCAAGGACGAGCACAGCCACGUACGAGAGUCCGCCGCUGAAGCACUAGGCAACCAGUCGACCCUUUCAGAGACGACGAUGACUGCUCUUGUGGAACUCCUGAAGGACAAGGACCGCUACGUACGAACAUCUGCCGCUAGAGCUCUAGGCAAGCAGUCGACCGUUUCAGAGAAGACGAUAACUGCUCUUAUGGAACUCUUCAAGGACGAGCACAGCCACGUACGAGAGUCCGCCGCCAAAGCACUAGGCAACCAGUCGACCCUUUCAGAGACGACGAUGACUGCUCUUAUGGAACUCUUCAAGGAUGAGGACGGCUACGUACGAUAUUCCGCCGCUUCAGCUCUAGGCAAGCAGUCGACCCUUUCAGAGACAACGAUGACUGCCCUUGUGGAACUCUUCAAGGACGAGUGCAGCGGCGUACGAGAGUCCGCCGCCAAAGCUCUAGGCAACCAGUCGAACCUUUUAGAGACGACGACGACUGCUCUUGUGGAACUCUUGAAGGACGAGGACAGCGAAGUACAAGAGUCCGCCGCUGAAGCUCUAGGCAACCAGUCGACCCUUUCAGAGACGACGACGACUGCCCUUGUGGAACUCUUGAAGGACGAGGACAGCGACGUAAGAAGGUCCACCGCUGAAGCUCUAGGCACCCAAUCCAACUUGAUGGACAAGGUCCUGGACGCCUUAGGCCUAGCGACACCCAAGCUUCUGUUUUUUGCUAUCCUCAACAUAUAG
Molecule: messenger RNA, 2955 nt
Organism: Colletotrichum spaethianum
Lineage: Eukaryota; Fungi; Ascomycota; Sordariomycetes; Glomerellales; Glomerellaceae
Product: protein phosphatase PP2A regulatory subunit A
Exons: 2
Coding region: 1-2955 (984 amino acids)
Molecular function (GO): oxidoreductase activity; protein binding
Source: RefSeq, a predicted model, not a curated record